Haliotis rubra (blacklip abalone) is the source of this 6935-nucleotide messenger RNA. RefSeq names its product TRAF3-interacting protein 1-like. Gene Ontology annotation, biological process: cilium assembly; regulation of microtubule cytoskeleton organization; intraciliary transport. The record is from RefSeq and is a predicted model, not a curated record. The transcript has 16 exons. Gene Ontology annotation, molecular function: microtubule binding. Gene Ontology annotation, cellular component: intraciliary transport particle B; ciliary basal body; centrosome. Lineage: Eukaryota; Metazoa; Mollusca; Gastropoda; Lepetellida; Haliotidae. Bases 154 to 1749 code for a protein of 531 amino acids.
UAGUGCAUGCCGGGUGUAAAUUCCGUCUAUGAAAUCUGUCAGUGGAGUUUGAUUAUGAACUGGACUAUAUGAUUUGACUUCAAUUCGAAGCAUAUCGUCUGCCUGACGAGCAAAUGAAUUGACACUGUUACAUAGAUUUAUCACGAAGACAACAUGGAUCCGAAAAUUGCUAAGAAAACACAGAGUACUUUGGGCAAAGUGAUCUCGAAGCCCCCUUUGACAGACAAACUCUUGGGGAAACCGCCGUUCAGAUUCCUUCAUGAUGUUACAACAUCGGUCAUCAAGACAACUGGGUUUAUGAAGGGACUGUUUACUGAUUUUGAAUUGAACUCUGAAAAUGUCAAGGAAAAAGACAACAAAGUGGCGUUUCUUCAGAAAUCAAUCGAUAUGGUUUGUCUUGUAACUGGGAAGUCUCUGUCAGUCCGACCACAAAAGAUAGUGGCAGGACAUGAGCCAGACAAGACAAAUGAGUUUCUGCAGGUGCUUGCUGAGGCUAUCAACAUGAAGGUUGAUAAUGAUGAGUAUGUAAAGAGACUUCUCAAGGGGAAAGGGGGAGGAGCAGAGAAGAAAGACAAGGAGAAGGAGUCAAGGUCACGCAGUGCUGACAAGAGGAAAAAGGAAUCUGAGGAGAAGAAAGAUAAGGGUCCUGAAGGUAGGGAGAAGACAAGGGAUAGGGAGAAGAGCAGGGAUAAGGAAAAGAGUCGAGAAGAAGGAAAAGAUAGAGAAAAAAGCAGGGACAGAGACAAAGAUAGGAGCAGAGACCGUGACAAGGAUAGAGAUCACAGGCGUAAGAAGCGAGAUGAGCCUGGGAAGGAGAACGAGUCUCCAGCAGGUGAUAAAAUGGUGAAUGGAGAGGAACCUAACAAGCCGCAGGAGACCCACACUCGCCUGCAGCGGCCAACUUCAGCGAAGGGUUCACGGAGGCGUCGUGAAGGCCGCCGUACUGCGGACAGUGAAGAAGAAGAUGAAGAGUUUGUGCAGAAGCAAGAACCCACAGUUGGAGAAGCUGACCUCCCGCCCCAGGUGGCCAAUGCACGAAGAAUGGCACGUCCUUCCAGUGCCCGUCCUGCUCCUCCAAGACCAAAGCAAGAUGGAGUAGAGAGUGAGCCAGCCAUGAGACUUGGUAGUGGGCAUCCAACCAAUGUCAUUGUGGACAAUGGUCAACAGUCUGAGGAUGAUGAUGAGAAUUUCCUGGUAGAAGAGUCCGCACCGCAGCCGCCAGAGCCAGAUCAGACCGUGCUGAGUAAACAGGAUGGGGAAGAUGAUGCUGAUCAUGGAGCCCUUGUGAAGAAGAUGCUGGAGACAAAGAAGGAAUUUGAAGAGGGAAGUCAGCCACAACAGGGUGGACCUCCCAAGAAAACAGAAAUUGAAAGACCAGUCUUGUCUGAUGCUGCCAGAAGAAAGCAGCUCGAAAUUGUACAGAAGGAGAUCGACAAGCUGCGGAACAGCAUCCAGAGCCUGACGCGGAGCGCCAACCCAUUGGGGAAGAUCAUGGACUAUGUGCAGGAAGAUCUGGACUCCAUGCAGAAAGAGCUGGAGAAGUGGAAAUCUGAAAAUAAGGAACACUCACUGGCUCUCAAGAGGGAGAGAGGCAUUACUGACCGGUCGGUGGAACCACUCAAGGCCCAGCUGUCCGAACUUGACCAAGCUAUUAAGGAUCAGCUUGACCUCAUUGCAGCGACAAAGUCCAACAUCAUUAGGAACGACCAGAAGAUUGACAAGAUGCUCAAGAGUAUUGCCAAGUCGUGAUGACCGCUCUCCAUCCUGGUGCUAGGAUCGGUCAGGGCAGUCAGAUGGGGAACUACAGGCUAGACAACACCUGUUGACCAUCACAUGUUUUAAGCUGAAACCGUUAUUUCUACUAAACACCAAUGUUUGAAAAUUACAUCCAUUUAGCUAUUUAUUGAAAAUCUAUUAUUCAAAAGAGUUAUACUGGGUUAUAAUUUAUUAUUUAUUCUUCAGUAAUGAAACCACCGCCAUAUAGCUGGGAUAUUGCUGACUGCGGCGUUAAACAAACAAAACAAAAAACAGUAAUGAAACUCAAAUUAAAGUUUUAGGUGUGUAAAAAUACAGGUGAUAUAUGAUAUUUUGCUGUUUUGUGAUACUAGAUAUAUAUUUAGUACACAAGGUGGUGUAUUUCAGGUUGACCACUUGUUUCCUGUCAAAUCAUUGGCACAUAUGGUUCUCUUCAGCACAAUCAGAGCAAGUUAAGUAGUAUUUGUAUCAUGAUACAUCCCUUGAAGUGAGAACUGAGUAGUCCUCAGCAAGCUGACAAUUGUUAUCAUUAAUGUGGUAGCUCCUUAUCUUUCUUUCAGUUAUGAGUGUUAAGUGUAAACAGAUUUUUUAAAAGAUUCGUUUCCCUUUCUGUGCCCACGUCCCCUGCUAAUCGCUCAGUGUUGCUCAUCUUUAUGGAAGAUCUUAAAUCAUGUCCUUAUUGUUUAAGACUACUAUAUGCUAUGGAGGAGUAUCAUGGUAUGAAACAGUAUCUCUGUAUUCUUACACCCCAUCCACAACAUUAUAUAUCCAACAUGGACAACUGGAGUGUGGUUGUCUGAGUGUGUUCAGACCUGGCUACCUGGCUGACAGCCUCCAUCUGCAACUCUCCACUCAAACUUAAGCAGUGUGUACUUAAUGAGGAAACAGCCACCAUUCACUGGCUGGUCAUAUUGUGAUGAAGUGGCCAUCGGGUAAACUUCUUGAUGAUUUGAAGUCAGAAAUGCAGUAUGAAUAAUGACACUGAAUUAGGCGAUUAAGUUGUUUUUAGUUGGUUUAUGGAAUUUUGUUUUGUUUCUAUGAUGUCAGCGGUAGAAUAAAAAUGGUCGCAAGGCAUAUGAAUGUAACCAUUUUCCUGCCAAAAUAACUGCACAACCUGAUAUCACAUAUCAAAGGGCAUAACCCUUGUUGGUCUGUAUUUGGUACUUUGCAAUGAAACUUUCUUUCAACACAAACUUAUUUGAGUGAUAUUUCAUGAUAGUUUUCGUCCAAUUUAUAUUUUUGUACCAUUAGAGUCGUUGAUGAUAAACAAAUGAGUCAUUUUAAUAUUUUAUCACUUUGGUAUUUUUCAUGUCAAUGGACCCAUAAACCAACAACAACACAAUUAGUCGCCUUAAGGUCAAGGGUAUCUGUGUCGGCUAUUUAUUUCAUAUUCAUUUCAUAAGAUAUUGAUAUUGUUUCACAAGCUAAGAAAACUGGGACCGAGAUUUUCUGUGUUUAUAUUUAUUUAAAUAUGUUCAUGUUUGUCUGGGUGCCAUUGUUACAACAGCAUUAACAGAUGUUAGAGAAGUGCAUUGUUUCUAGUUAUAUUUCAAAAUGUCUUUUAAGUAUAUUUGGCGUUUGUUUUAUCUUACAUGUGAAUUGUGUGUGUAGAUAUCAACAAGCGUUUUAGAUCAAUAAGAACCAAUAUUUCCUGAGUCUAGACUCAGCACAUUCUGUCAUCAGUGAUUAUGGUUGUGGUUAAUGGGUGAAUGGUUAGUGUUUUGUUAUGCUGUUGUAACAUGUACACCUAUUUGAAACUCAGCAUCACUCAGGUGAACUUGGUCAAGAGUUUGUCCCGUGAGCCCCUGAAUACCAGCGAUUAAUCCAGAACCGUACAAACUAGUAGUGACAGGAAAAACUGGGGAUUUAUUUACUUUUCUGUUGAUCCUGGUUUCAGCUCAAUCAAUGAACUUUAGGUCCCAAUUGUAAAGCUUAAAUAUCAAUUAUAAUUCAUUAGUUGAAUUUGGACAAUAUGUUCUCUUUUUGUUUUGUUUUUGAUGGAUAUAUACAGAGGGAAAAAAAUAAGGGAUCACAUCAAAGUACAAGUGUUCCCUUAUUUUUUUUUCCAGGUUUCUUCACAAGCUAUGCGAUACAAAGCUUGUGAAGAAGCCUUAGGAAAAAAAUAAAGGAACACUUGUCCUUUCAUGUGAUCCCUUAUUUUGUUCUCUCAGUAUAUAUGCUGGAAUAGGGGACCAUCUAUCGAUGGUUGUGUAGGACAUGUCUCAAGAUGGUUAAGAAUGUGCAUCCAUACCUCAUGCUCUUCAGUAACAUUCAUGCAGUCUGUGAUAACAGCCCCUGUGUUUUGUACCUCAUGUGAGUCUGCUUGCCCAUCUUGUUUCAUCUGGUCUUCUUCCACUGUCCACCUAUUGUCUAUACUGCUGGGGGCCCAACAAAUAUCUCGAGUUGCUGGAAUAUGAGCAUAUUCAGCUUACAUAGGAGAAAACAUAUUGUUCUUUCAGAAGGCAAAUAUGUCUUUGAUCGCAAUUAAAACAUGGGUCAUAAGAGUAGGAUUUAAGAUCUAUGGAUCAAGGUUGGGUGUUGAAUAUAAAAGCCUUAUAUUAAAUCAUUUAUUGGGACAUCCAUAGUGUGUCCUGAAGACAUAAGUGGGGUUUUUUUGUAAUGAAAUACCCUUUUUCAGCUUAAAUAGUGAAAUCAUGUUAUCAGCACCAUAACAUUGUAUAGUGUUGGUUUAAUGUAUACAGGGUUACACAUGGCCACUUAUCUGUUAUUCUGUGUCCAGUGAGAUCCAGGACUGGUAGCAAAUCAUGCACAUGUCUGAUAUGAGGUCAGGACAAGCUGGAGGUGACCAAUGGUGUCUACCCCCUGUGGAUGUGGAUGUAUGAAGGUGUGGUGACACCCUGCUCACUCCACCAACAUCCAACCACUUGAGGUCUUUGAAUGGCAUCAUUACGAUUCACAUGGUAAACAUUCAUUCUUAUUUUCAGCAGCAGUUUUAUCCCGACACCAGUAUGUUACUGUAAUUAGAGCACAGUGAAUUUGUUAUAAAGAUACGUUUGUAGAAUUUGUGUGACAUCAAAGGUUAAGGACCAACAGUUUAGUGGUCCUUCACUUGUUUUGAGUGGUACGAUUCACCGCUUGUUUGAUAAUGAUGAUCAUCUCUUUAUAGUUGACACGAGAAGAAUCAAAACUGGUUGUUCAUGUCACUUGUCAACAUUGGCCUGCUCUGAUGAAACAAUAUGUUCUUUAUUUAUUUAUAUGCAUGUUCAUUAGCUCGUGUGCACUGUUUUGGAUAGAUUUAGAUCGACACAAUGACAUGCCAAAGUUAAAUAUUCACAUCCACACAUUUGUUUUGUUUUGACCUACCAUUCAAAUCUGUUAUUUACUGUAAGAGCGUACUCAGCUAUAAUCGUGAUUGACAUGUUAUAGGCAUAUGCUUAUGGAGCCUUUCUCACAGAUGCCCAAAUUCCUGAUCCCAGAUAUGUUGAUGGCUGAAAUUGUUUAACUGUUUGCAUGUUUGGUGACUUCUAUUUUGUUUUAAGAUCACGUAAGCUUCUUCAUGAGUAGGUCAGGUAAAGAUGUGGGUUAGAAUUGGUCUCCUAUGCUUGUGAGAAGCCAUGAAGGGGACAGGUAUUCAAGAUUACUGACUUGCUUGAAGCAAGAUCAUAUCCCAGUUACAAGGAUUACUGUCAUGACAUGUGGACCAGGCUGGAUAAUAUACUGACUGCCAUCAUAUAGCUGGAAUAACACAGUGCAAGGCAUUGAAUAACUGUCUUCUUGCAGCACAUGAGUAGAUCAAGUACCAUGGUAACCACCAUUUGGACUUGUGUGUGUGCUCUGCGAUUCCACUUGUCCCAUCUAGAAUCUCAGUCGCUAUGGUUAAUAACGAUGAAGACUUACAGUGACCUGGUUGGGCUACUGUGACUGACUGCUUACUGAUGUGCUUUCUUUCUUCCAGAACAUUGUUACAUGUUUUACAUUAUGCUGAUUGUUAAUUUAUGUGUUUUAUGGUUAAUAUCUAUUCUUUUAUUUAUUAAGGUGGCACUAUAUGUAGAACAUUCUCACAAGUACUUAUUAAACAUAUCACGCUCAUGGUCACAUUCGUUGAAGAGGUACCUUGUUGAAAGUAUUCUGUGUUUUGCUCUGUCGUUUGAUAAUGGCACACAACCAAUGAAAUGGUCUUUGAAAUGAGAAGUGGAAUGUUCCUUUGUAAGAAACUAAAUGUUCUUAGAUUAAUUAUGUAGGAGGCCCCUGGCAUGCAAGUUAAAUUAUUAAAAGAGAUAGCUCAAGUACCCACGAUCGCAUUUACUUUCUGUUUAAUUGUCGCUGAUACUACAUUCAAAGCAACUCUGUCAGGUAAUCAAAGAACGAAGACAAAACAUUUGAUGUCUGUUUUCAAAAUUCACUAGUUUUCUUAAUGAAGUUAAUUUGCAGUUCUAAAUUUAACAGAAUGAUUGUAGCAUUUGUUUGCGGGGAAAAGGUCAAGCAAUGCAAUUAGUUAAACAAAUAUGCUUGUCACUCAUAUUUCAAAAUAUGCCUAUGAAAGAUUGAUUCAUGGAUGGUUAGACACAGACUGUCUGUUAUUCCUGAAAAUAGUGAACAGUCUUUAAAAGUCAUGCUGCUACCACAAGACUACUUAAAUAUAGUUGCAAGCAAUGAUGAGGGCUCCUCGGCUUUAGUUCUAUUUAGCCAAUUGUGUCUGUCACAUAUUUGAUGAAAGUUGUAAUAGUUUUAGUUAAUAUGAAUCAUUUCACUGCUCGUCUUUGGAGAUACAUCACUGCAAUCAGUAGUUAUAAUCGACACCAAUAGCCCACUUGUACAGGUACAUUUUGGUCGAAAUCGGAAGGUUGGUUUGAGAGUUGUAUACAGGUGUUUGAAUUGUAUUUGAGGGCUAGAAAUCAUCCAAAACGGAACAAGAACACAUUUUUGACAGGCGAGCUGAUCUUCCAAACACAGCCGGGGUCGUGGGGGUCAUGUACCUUUUAAGAAGUUCUGGAGAAGAAAUAGUUCCCUCUUUAAAAGGCUGUAUCGCAGUUGUUCUUGGGUCUGCGGUCAAAACAAUUAAUGUUCUGGAAUCACGAAGACUUCAUCUAUCACACUGGCAGAAUUUGCACAUUUUGGGAGCAAACUACUCAGAGAACUGCUGAAAAACAUGGCCAAAACUGAAAACAAAAAUAACUGCCAAACCGUUCAAUUUAGCGACUUGACCCGUCCAGGCAAAA